CAGAUCUGUUUGUCACGUUCACAUCAAAUGCUGCUUGGCCUGAAAUUACAGAGGCUCUAUCAUCCAUUCCUGGUCAAGAACCAUCUGACCGUCCAGAUAUUGUCAACCGGGUAUUCAAAAUGAAGCUUAAUAUUCUAAUGGAUGAUAUUAAAAAGAAACAAUUCUUUGGACCCAUAAACGCAGUUGAAUUCCAGAAACGUGGACUCCCACAUGUUCAUAUAAUUAUAUGGUUAGCCAAAGAAGCACCUUUAGAUGCACAGAAGAUAGAUUCCUAUAUUUCUGCUCAGUUGCCAGAUCCUAUAAAAGAUCCAAUAGGAUAUGAGGUUGUUUCUUCUUUUAUGGUGCAUGGCCCUUGCGGCCCUCUCGGCCAGUCGUCACCAUGUAUGUCAGAAGGAAAAUGCACCAAAUUUUACCCAAAGGAGUUCUGUGAGCAAACAACUGUACGGGAGAAUGGUUUCACAGAAUAUGCCCGACCAAAUAAUGGAAUAACAGCUAGGAAAAAUAAUGUUGACAUUGACAAUAGAUUCAUUGUUCCUCACAAUGUGGACCUAGUGGUUAAGUACCAAGCUCAUAUAAAUGUAGAGAAGGUUAACCAUGAUGGUAUGCACAAAUAUCUUUUCAAGUAUGUCACAAAAGGAUUUGAUUGUGCUAGAAUUGGCCUCCACGGCAACUUUUCAACAUCAGCCUCAUCAACUGAAACCGUUAAUGAAAUUGAUAAUUAUUUAGAGUGUCGUUGUGUGACACCAAAUGAUGCUGCUUGGCGGUUGCAGCAAUAUGAUAUUCACCAUACAGACCCUUCCGUAGAAAGGCUCCCUGUUCAUCUUCCUCUUGAGAACAAUGUAAUUUAUUCGGAAGAUGAUAAUCUGGAACAAGUUAUUGAAGACCCCAAAAAUGUGACCACUAAACUCACUGCAUGGUUAGAUGCUAAUAUGCAACACCCUGAAGCUCGACAAUACACGUACAUAGAAUUUCCAGAAUAUUGGACAUGGCACCAGCAAGGGAAAUACUGGGAUCAUCGUCGAGGUCCUCAAAAAAAAAUUGGCCGAGUGGCACAUGUCAACCCUUCACAAGGAGAGCCUUUCUAUUUGCGAAUGUUGCUGAACAUUCGUAAAGGUCCAACCUCCUUCACUGAUAUCAGGACUAUAUCAGGCCAAGAAUAUCCUACAUUUUGUUCAGCAUGUGAAGCUUUAGGCCUCCUAGGUGAUGACCAAGAGUGGUCCAAUGCAUUAAAAGAUGCGGCUCGGUGGGCAUCACCAUUCCAAUUACGUCAGCUUUUUGUUACCCUUUUGCUUUUUUGCAAUGUAACAAAUCCUAUCAAGCUUUUUGAGGAGCAUGCAUCAAUGAUGUCUGAAGAUAUAGCACAUCGGUUGAAUCUUCAUCCUUCUCAGUUGAGCAGUUCAUCACUAGAUUCGUACGUGACAUCCUGUCUUCUCAUUGAGCUGGAUAAAUUGCUGAAGGAUUCCGGAUAUUGCUUAUCACAUUUUAGUUUGCCACUGCCAGAUGAUAUAGGAAAUGCUUCUGCACAAAAUAGGCUUUUGCUGGAUGAGCUUACCUAUGACAUUCCAAACAUGACAUCCACUUUGAAUGAUAAUAUUCCGAAGCUAAACAACAACCAGAAGGAUGUAUUUCAUGCUAUCUAUAAUUCUGCCAUAAAUAAUGAAGGUAGAACAUUCUUUGUUUAUGGAUAUGGAGGGACUGGUAAAACUUUCUUAUGGACUACUUUACUUUAUUCUUUGCGGAGUCAAGGGAAAAUUGCAUUGGCAGUAGCAUCCUCGGGAAUUGCUUCUCUAUUGCUCCCGGGAGGUCGAACACCACACUCCCGUUUUAAAAUUCCUUUGGAAAUUUCAGAGAAUUCAAUGUGUACCAUAAAGAAAAAUACACACCUGGCAGAACUUAUUCAAAACACAUCUCUUAUAGUUUGGGAUGAAGCACCAAUGAAUCAUAGAUAUUGUUUUGAAGCACUAGACCACACUCUCAGAGAUAUAAUGUCAGAUACUAGACCUAAUGCCGAAGACAUGCAGUUUGGAGGUAUCACUGUAGUUCUUGGUGGGGAUUUUCGGCAAACACAACCAGUGAUAAAAAAUGCAACCAAGCAACAGAUUUUGAAAUCUUGCAUUGUUAACUCUUAUUUGUGGAACAAGUGCACACUUCUACAGUUGAAUGAAAAUAUGAGGCUCACCUCAGGGUGUCUCUCCAUCUCCAGGAGAGAAGAACUACAGAAUUUUGCUGACUGGCUCUUACGAAUUGGAAAUGGCACUGAGCCUUUUGUUCCUGUUCCAAAUGAACCCAAUAGCAUAUUUAUACAGAUCCCCCAAUAUCUCCUUUUGUCCCCAGAUUCUAGAAAUAUAGAUGGAUUGAUAUCAUUUGUCUACAACUCAGGCUGUGAGUCAACUACCAUUACAUCGUAUUUGUGUGAUCGUGCAAUUCUUGCACCUACAAAUGAUGUCGUUUCUAAAAUAAAUACAAUAAUGAUUUCUCGGCUAGCAACAAGUGAAAUGUCAUAUUAUAGUUCAGAUUCAAUUGAUGAUAGAUGUCCUAAUCAUUCUACUCUAGAAGCAUUAUAUCCAACAGAGUUGCUAAACACCAUUGACAUACCUGGACUUCCAGAUCAUAUACUGCAUUUGAAAAUUGGUGUUCCUAUAAUGCUACUGCGUAAUCUUGAUCCAUCAAGGGGACUUUGUAAUGGCACUAGACUCAUUGUUACACAACUGACUGGUCGUGUCAUUGAAGGAGAAAUCAUAACAGGGAAGGCUAUAGGUUCAAGAGUAUCCAUCUCCCCUAUGGAGUCAACUACGAAAUUUAAAGAUAUUACAGUGGGACAGCAAAACUGUAAGGUCUUUGCACGGGUAAUAAGGCUUUGGGAUGCUAUAAAUACGAAUCCCAGAUAUGGAAAUGCUUUGAUCAGCAUUGAUGGCAUUCUCUUGGAUGAAGAUGGAUCCAUGGCACAAAUUAGUGUGCCUAAAAAAUUUGAAAAACAAUUUCGUGGGUUGCUAUCUCAAGGAUCUGUCUAUAUUAUUUCAAAUGUUGCAGCUAUCGAUAUCAGAAGCAAAUCAUAUGUCUAUCGCCAUCAGAAUUAUAUGCUGCAAUUCAAACAAGACACAAAGGUUCAUCCGCUACAUUCAAGAGGUGCAGAUAUACCUACACUUUCGUUCAACUUUUGCCCAUUUGAUCAGCUGCCACAAAAAGCAAUUGAUUCCAAGCCACUCCUAGAUGUGAUAGGAGUAAUAUGUGAUGUUGGUCCAUAUGACUAUGCUAGCCAAACAUCUCAGCACAAAUUUCGGAAGAUCAAAAUUUGCAACCUAGAAGAACAAACACAAGAAUUAGUUCUAUGGGGCCAGCAUGGAGAAUCAUUUGAUGAAGAAACAGUACUUAAAAAAUCUCAAGAAGGAAUUGUCAUAGCCAUUUUUGCUGGUGUAACUGCAAAUCUACAAAGGUUUACAGCUAUCAAUGGAAAUGCCCAACUCUACAAAAGCAUCUCCCUCAGGUCAAACAAGUAUCUCCACUUGAAGCAGUAG
This is a messenger RNA of Triticum urartu, 3515 nucleotides long. Lineage: Eukaryota; Viridiplantae; Streptophyta; Magnoliopsida; Poales; Poaceae. The record is from RefSeq and is a predicted model, not a curated record.